CGAAACCCGGACAAGCACCGGUGCCGCUUCUGUCCUUACUCAUGUCCUUCUGCAGCGGUUAUCGCCAUCCACGAGAGGACUCACACUGGAGAGAGGCCCUUCAGUUGCGAUGUUUGCGAGAAAACGUUCACGGAUAAGUCUAACUUGAAGGCUCACGUUAGAACUCACACCGGAGAGAAGCCGUUCAAGUGCAACACGUGCAGCAGGGCAUUUAUUCAGAAAUGCAUCUUAACUAAUCAUGAGAGGACUCACACGGGAGAGAAGCCGUUCAAGUGCAACACGUGUAGCAGGGCAUUCACUCAGAAAACCCAUUUGGCGAUUCAUGAGAGGACUCACACGGGAGAGAAGCCGUUCAAGUGCAACACGUGUAGCAGGGCGUUUACUCAGAAAUGCGAUUUGACGAAGCAUGUGAGGACUCACACCGGAGAGAAGCCGUACAGGUGCAACACGUGCAGCAGGGCGUUCACUCAGAAAACCCAUUUGGCGGAUCACGAAAGAAUUCACACUGGAGAGAAGCCGUUCAAGUGCAACACGUGUAGCAGGGCGUUUAGUCAUAAAUGCAGUUUGGCGGUUCAUGAGACGACUCACACAGGAGAGAAGCCGUUCAAGUGCUAGACCUGCAGUAGAGCGUUUGCGGCUUAUAGCAAUGUACACACUCAUCGGAAGAUACAUCGCAAGUGAUCGAAACAGCAACGUGCAUCAUAGUUGCGGAGGGGAUUUAAACGAAAUACUCGAGCACCGACGUGUGUUCAUUUGGCUUGGCGAUAGACCUGCAGCGGUUCUACUUGCGAGCAGUGUCUGUUUCGCUGGUUCAAAAUGUUUCAGCCUGUUAUUUAUCGAGCAAACGCAGAUAAAAAAUGUGAAUUUACCUUAGUUGAAGCGACCAGAGGUCUUUUUUGUACACGAAAAAAAGAAAAUAUUUGAAGCCUUAUCUUUUUUUAUUCAUUUAAAGUCAUUAAUGGCGUGAUGCACCUGGAGUCUGUGUUGUCUGUAGGGUCACUUAUGUUCCUUACAAGUCGG
Messenger RNA from Ixodes scapularis (black-legged tick), 1020 nucleotides. RefSeq names its product zinc finger protein 182-like. The record is from RefSeq and is a predicted model, not a curated record. Gene Ontology annotation, molecular function: DNA-binding transcription factor activity, RNA polymerase II-specific; RNA polymerase II cis-regulatory region sequence-specific DNA binding. Gene Ontology annotation, cellular component: nucleus. NCBI's taxonomy places the organism in Eukaryota, Metazoa, Arthropoda, Arachnida, Ixodida, Ixodidae. The transcript has a single exon. Gene Ontology annotation, biological process: regulation of transcription by RNA polymerase II. The annotation marks the transcript as partial.